GAAAAAGUUGAUUCAACAGUUGGCUGAACAACAUGCAAGCAGCUAAAAAGCAGCUCAGAAAGGAGAUUAAAAAGCGAAUUUCUUCACUAACAGAAGAGGAAAAGUUAUUGCAGUCAAAUAAUGUCACCAAGCAAGUUCUUCAACACCCUAAAUAUGUAUCCAGUAAGAGGUUAUCUAUAUUCUUAAGUAUGAAUGAUGAGGUUAAGACUGAUGCAAUAUUGAAACAAGCAUUUCAACAGAAAAAAGAUGUUUAUAUACCAAAGUAUAUAGGGAACACCAUGGAUAUGGUAAAACUGGAAUCUUUGGAAGACUACAACAGCCUGCCCGAAACAUCAUGGCAUAUUAAGCAGCCAUCAGAUAAUGAUAAUUCAAGACCAAAUGCCUUGGUUACAGGCGGCUUGGACCUAAUAUUAAUGCCUGGUCUUGGCUUUUCAACUGAUGGGAAACGUCUUGGCAGAGGAAAGGGAUAUUAUGACAAUUACAUUAAAAAGUUACAAGAAAAUGGAUACCACCCAUAUUUAUUGGCUUUGGCUUAUUCUGUGCAAUUAUGCAAUGAAAUCCCAGUGUCAGAAUUCGACUAUCCUGUUCAUGAAGUUUUGUAUUCUGAUUAGUUCAAGUCACCAGUAAAUUAUGUAUACUUUGAAAUGCUUUGUUCAAUAUUCAUAGAAAUAUCUUAAAAAGGUUUUUAUCACACAAACCAAACAUUUAGCGGUACUACUAUUUUCACUCUCCAGAUAGAAAUAAUUUUAUUUGUUUUGUUAUGUAAAAUCUUAAAGAAAUAUUAGGUGCUGUGUAAUUCAUUUUUGACUGUAUUCAUUUUUGGUAACCCUUAUAUUUAUAUAAUAUUUAAAUAGUAGAAAAUUCAACUUAAAGAGUUGAAAGAGCGCUGGUGACCUCUGGGCAUUCUAGUUCUAGGCGGAGAAAGGGGUGCGUUAUGAUAAUAUAAUAUAUGUAUAAUAUAAAACAAAUCCAUGUGAAACCGCAUUUCACCGGCGACAGUAAAUUUUAGGAUUUGAUUGAUGCUGCUUUUUUUAGUUCGUGCUAGCUGUUCGCAAAUCCGUCCAAGAACUUCCUAUUUGCGGCCUCUGCAAUUAUUUAAUGCCUCGCCCACUUCAGUGCUAAGAUAAUCAAAACAUCACAAGGAAAGACCAAUGAGUAGAGCUUGGUAAUAGUAAAUUAUUGGAAUCGGUUCAGAUGGGAAUUUCGAAUCGUCGCCAUUUUUUUUCUGUCCGCCGGCGAGUCGAGAUAAAUCCCUCAGUUUUUUAUUCAUGUUUAAUUUUUAAAAUGCUAUUCUGACAUGACUCUAUUCUUCCGAUUGAGUUAUUGAUGCAACAUGUUAAUUAAUGUGCGUGAACACUCGGCGAACUGUCUUAAUGAUAGAUGACGUGUUUCCACCAAAUAAUAUGUCUGAAGGGCCCAAUGCAAUAAAGCAGUCAAUACAUCUUCGAAGUAUUCAAGAAUUGAUUCGAAAAAAUAUUCGAUUUUAAAAUCAUUCAGUGGUUCCCAACCUUUUUUUUAUGUCGCGGCACAAUUAUUGAGUUAUUUAAAUAUUCGCGGCACAACUAUCACACACAAAACAGGAACAUUUCCUACUCUUGAAGCCAUUUAGCAAUAAAAUAAGAAAAAACAUAGAAGAUCAGAUAAGUGAAAUUCUAUCCUUCUUAAUAUAACAUAUCCUGUAUUUAAAAUGAAUGGUUAAUAGUUACCGAUAUUAUAACUGUUUUCUUACAAUAAUGUACACGAGACCCACCUCCGGAGCACCUCACAAUAUUUUAAAAGAUGCGCGGCCGCACGGGUAAUACGUGACGCGAUACGCUUUGGUUUUUCUCGCCCUUCCCCUGGGUGUAGCCUUAUUGUUAUCACAGGUAUUCUCACUUUUGCACAACCUAAUUCAUUUUUGUUACAAUUUAAUGUUUCUCCCAUUGCCAAAAUCAUUCAACGGUGUAAUUGUCGGCACUAGGGAAAGAAAUGAAAGAGGCAAACAAACCGUAUCUCAUUACAACAAUUAGUUAUUAUCGCUAAAAAAGACUAAAUAGGUUUAAAGUUAUUGUGAACAAUUUUCACCGACGUUAUGAAUUUCGUGCAAGGCCCGAGCCUACUUUGAUGGCAAAGAUAGUAGCAUUACUAUGUCGAAACGCUUAUUCGACUUUUCAGACCGCAGAAACUAUGCGAAAAAUAACCCUGUCUGUGUUCGAGAUUGCAAGAAUGGGCAAAAUAGAAUAUUUUUAUCGAAUCGAAUAUUUUUAACGAAUUGUCGAAUAUCGGAUAUUUUCAAUACAAAUACAAUGGGCAUCCAGAAUGCUAGGCAUUCUAAUGUUGGUGUGCUAUUUCCGCCCGUCCUCUCCUUUUUUACAAGGACUAAUUCUUACGCAACGUUUGGUUUUAUAUUUCUUGGAGAACUAUGCGUUCAUAUGGGCGACAUAUGUUAAAGACGGCUAUUAAAGAGUGAAUUCGGGAUUUUAUUCUGAUUUUUAUCUUUUACGUCGGUUUUGAUCUUUCUCUUCACCGAUUAUAAAUAAACUGUCCCAACUUUAAGCUAACAAUAUUAUCAUUUCUGACGUCGAAAUGCGGAUAUUUAACGAUAGUUGACCUUUUGCUUUCCUAUUGUGUCUGUUUUAUUUUCACAUUGAAUGGUGAAUAAAAAGCCUGAAAAGUCAUUGCGUGAA
This is a messenger RNA of Styela clava, 2666 nucleotides long. Lineage: Eukaryota; Metazoa; Chordata; Ascidiacea; Stolidobranchia; Styelidae. The record is from RefSeq and is a predicted model, not a curated record.